AGAUGUAUAUAAGAGACAUGGGGGAAUAACACCUCCUCAAAGGGCUGUUCUGAGUAUUGGAUGAGAUCCUUACUGACCGCUCUCCGGAAACACGUCGGGUGCCAGCUAUGUGCUGGGAACUGUGGGAGGAGCUGGGCUACCCAGAUCAGGUUCUUUGUUCGUUCUCUGGAGUACCUCCCAGUGGAAGUGAGGGGGGAGCAGUGGAAUUCAAGGUUCUAGGCCAGUGACAGAUGCUAGGGGUUCCAGAAAUGACAUUCUCUUGUCCCCCACUUUCUGGCAAAGGAGAGCUGUGCCAAUGUGACUGUGUCUGUGUUGCCCAUGACUGUGGCUACCGGCCCUGUUCCUGCCACCACCUGGGACGUGAAGCUCACAAUACGUGAAUGGGCCAGGGUGGCUGAGGGAUGUGUAGCUCUCUUCCCCAGUGCUCGAAGGGAUGGAAGCAGAGGUGCCCAGGUCGCUGCUAAUGUCCAUCCGUUCCUGAAGCUGGCUUGGCCCUUUUCUCCUUUGCUGGCUCCCAAGCCCAGGGAGGCUCCAAGGAGAGGAUCGUGGCAUAGCCAAGGUCUUAGAGGACCUCUGGUUUCGGGGCAAUCGACAUACUUUUAAGCCGCCACAACCAUCCUGUGGGAGACUCCUGGCUAUUGUUCUGGAAAGAGUCCCCUGGGUCCUGGGUUUUUGUUGGAUCUGAGGACACAGAGAGGAGGGCCUGGCUUGGCUCUAAGCUAGCAGAGUACAGAUCCGGCCCCGGCCCCGUGAGCACAGGUGUGGUACAGAGACCCCAGCUGCAGUAACGUAGACACGCGAGAUGUGCCUCAGGUGAUGUGGUCCUGAGGGUCUGCAUAGAUGUGGCCCUGGGGUCCAGGGCAGCACGAGUUAAAGUGGAGGACGACUGUGUGGAAGAGUCUUUCAUUUCCUUUGACAUGUGACAUGUUCCUUGUCAUGGGUCACCUAACAUCCUGGACCCAGUUAGAUUCUAAUAGAAGGGAAUCCAUAAAAAUUUCAUGAGCUCCAAGUGAGAGGGAAUUUCUUACGACCACUCCCUCUGCCUCACCCCUUCUCCCUUAUACAUACAUGCAGCAGUGUAACCACUGACAGCCAGGGUAGGGUGCUGGAGAAGCUGGGCAUAGAGAGAACCUUGUCAAGACAGGCCAUGGAUGGCCUCUGUCUGCAGUCUUUAUCCUGGGAACCGGUAUUCAUACAGGCCAGACUCCGCAAAGCCUGGGCCACCCAUCAGACACUCUGAAUAGCCCCCGAGAGGGUGGGGAGGAUGGGCAGACAUUUCUUUUUGAACCUUCCCAUCUGUAGGUCUGUGGGAGGGGCUGGGAGGUGCAGAGCUAACCAGGUCUCAGGAACAGAACAAAGGGGCGUCUGCUCACAGACCUUUCUAACUUGACAGAAGGCCGGUAGAGACGUGUGGUCCUGCAAAGUCCUGCUCAGGCAGGUGUCGGGGACCAGGAGGCAGAUUUGAUGUUUUCUCUCUCAGACGAUUUUCCUUUUUGUCUGAAUGCUAGACUUUUGGGUUAUUAGGACUAUUAUACCCCAACUCUAAGAAUUGUCUGUUCUUAGCUGUGUAAUGUGGGCAAGAGCCUCACCUUCCUGUGCCUCAGUUUCUCUUCCUAUAAACUGAAAAUCACAGUAUCUCCCAAGGCUAUUGUGAGGAUUUAAUGAGUUAAAACAUGUAAAGUGCUUACAUGGGUUCCUGACAUAUUUUAGCAUGCUGCGGCUUCAUCUACUAUCCCCCACCCCUGCCCCACACACAGACACAUAGUCACACACACAGGUUAAUUCACAUCUCAUCUCAUUGAACACUAAAAGACACAUCAGCAGGGCCUAUGGUGGUUCCAUGUGUGCGAAGUGUGUAUGACAGGAUCAAGCAGGCUCUCCUUACUGAAGAGCAGAAAAUCUGAAGGUGUUGAAGGUCCAAGCACAGAGUCAGAAAGCUAAAUUUAAAAAAAAGGAAGCUUUUUUGGGUGAUAAAAGAAAUCAAAAGGCAAAAAAGAAUUUCAUCUCAUCUGAAUUCCACUAGGAUUUUUGGGGGGAGGGAGAGAAAGACACAGUUUGCCGGCUGAUAGCGUGGAAACCGCAGUCCUAAGACACCCACAGAGCAUGAUGCGAUCGUGACUAUGUCAUAGGUCCUGUGUGCGUGGUGGGAACAAUGCCGAGGCCCGCCUGGUAGUAGCCUGUUAACUUCGGGUUUCUUGUUUUUCUCGAGGCAUUGAGAUGAAAUUUAAGAAUAAGCUGUUUCCUAAGAUGGUCUGCCCAGCCUGGAUCCCUGAGCUGAAUUCAGUGGAGCAUGGACCUGAAGGUAUCUCCUUCGGAGCCUCGUGUCCCUUGAGCUUUGUGGAAAAGACGCUGCUCGAUGCAGUCGCCAACCUUCCUGCCUACCAAACAGAGGUGUUCAAAGGUGUUUUGGAGCAGCUGCGCUGGUUUGCUGGGAAGCAGGUCAAGUCUGUGGCGUCCAUCGGAGGGAACAUCAUCACCGCCAGCCCCAUCUCUGACCUCAACCCUGUGUUCAUGGCCAGUGGGGCCAAGCUGACCAUCGUGUCCACAGGCACCAGGAGAACGGUUCGGAUGGAUCACACCUUCUUCCCCGCGUACAGAAAGACCCUGCUAGCUCCGGAGGAGAUACUGCUUUCCAUCGAGAUCCCCUACAGCAGGGAGGGUGAGUAUUUCUCAGCCUUCAAGCAGGCCUCUCGGAGAGAAGAUGACAUCGCCAAGGUGACCAGCGGCAUGAGGGUCCUGUUCAACCCGGGAACCGCGCAGGUGAAGGAGCUGGCCCUUUGCUACGGCGGAAUGCACGACAGAACCGUCUCAGCCCUCAAGACCACGCGGAAGCAGAUAUCAAAUUUCUGGAACGAGGAGCUGCUGCAGAACGUGUGUGCGGGCCUGGCGGAGGAGUUGUCCCUGGCCCCCGAUGCCCCUGGCGGCAUGGUGGAGUUUCGGCGUACCCUCACCCUCAGCUUCUUCUUCAAGUUCUACCUGACAGUGCUUCAGAAACUGGGCAUACAGAACUCGAAAGAUAAGUGUGGCAAGCUGGACCCCACCCAUGCCAGUGCCACCUUACUCUUUCAGAAAGACCCUCCAGCCAACGUCCAGCUCUUCCAAGAGGUGCCCAAGGGUCAGUGCGAGGAGGACAUGGUGGGUCGGCCCCUGCCCCACCUGGCCGCGGCCAUGCAAGCGUCUGGGGAGGCCGUGUACUGUGACGACAUCCCUCGCUACGAGAAUGAGCUGUCCCUCCGGUUGGUCACCAGCACCCGGGCCCAUGCCAAGAUCAAGUCCAUAGAUACUUCAGAAGCUCAGAAGGUGCCAGGGUUUGUCUGCUUUAUCUCUGCUGAUGAUGUUCCCGGGAAUAAUAUAACUGGAAUUGGUAAUGAUGAAAUGGUGUUUGCAAAGGAUAAGGUGACUUGCAUUGGGCACAUCAUUGGUGCUGUGGUCACUGACACCCGAGAACAUGCCCAGAGAGCCGCUCAAGCAGUGAGAAUCACCUAUGAAGAUCUUCCAGCCAUUAUCACAAUAGAGGAUGCUAUAGCAAAAGACUCCUUUUAUGAGCCUGAGCUGAAGAUAGAGAAAGGAAACCUCACGAAGGGGUUUUCGGAAGCAGACAACAUUGUUUCAGGCGAGUUGUACAUUGGUGGCCAAGAGCACUUCUACCUGGAGACUCACUGCACCAUCGCUGUCCCCAAAGGCGAGGCAGGGGAGAUGGAGCUCUUUGUGUCUACACAGAACACUACGAAGACCCAGAGCUUUGUUGCAAACAUGUUGGGGGUUCCGGCAAACCGGAUUUUGGUCCGGGUGAAGAGAAUGGGAGGAGGCUUUGGAGGGAAAGAGACCCGGAGCACUGUGGUAUCCACGGCAGUGGCUCUGGCUGCAUACAAGACGGGCCGCCCAGUGCGCUGCAUGCUGGAUCGUGACGAGGACAUGCUGAUAACUGGUGGCAGACAUCCCUUCUUGGCCAGAUACAAGGUUGGUUUCAUGAAGACUGGGAGGGUUGUGGCUCUGAAGGUGGAGCAUUACAGCAAUGCGGGGAACACCCUGGAUCUCUCCCAGUAUAUAAUGGAACGAGCUCUCUUCCACAUGGACAACAGUUAUAACGUCCCCAACAUCCAGGGCACUGGGCGAAUAUGCAAGACCAACCUGCCCUCCAACACGGCCUUCAGGGGCUUUGGGGGGCCCCAGGCAAUGCUCAUUGCCGAGUAUUGGAUGAGUGAAGUCGCAGUGACCUGUGGGCUGCCGGCAGAGGAGGUGCGAAGGAAAAACAUGUAUAAGGAAGGGGACCUGACCCACUUCAACCAGAAGCUUGAGGGGUUCACCUUGUUCAGGUGCUGGGAUGAAUGCCUAGCAAGCUCUCAGUAUCAUGCCCGGAAGAGGGAGGUUGACAAGUUCAACGAGGAGAAUUGUUGGAAGAAGAGAGGGUUGUCCAUAAUUCCUACCAAGUAUGGAGUAAGCUUCGCUAUUCCUUUUUUAAAUCAGGCAGGAGCCCUGGUUCACGUGUAUACAGAUGGCUCUGUGCUGCUGAUCCAUGGAGGCACUGAGAUGGGCCAAGGUCUUCACACCAAGAUGGUCCAGGUGGCCAGCAGAGCACUGAAAAUCCCCACCUCUAAGAUUUACAUCAGCGAGACAAGCACGAACACCGUGCCUAACACCUCUCCCACAGCUGCCUCCAUCAGCACUGACCUCAACGGACAGGCCGUCUAUGAAGCUUGUCAGACCAUUCUGAAAAGGCUGGAACCCUUCAAGAAAAAGAAUCCCAGUGGCUCCUGGGAAGACUGGGUCACAGCUGCCUACCUGGACGCAGUGAGCUUGUCUGCUACCGGGUUUUAUAAAACACCCAGCCUUGGCUACAGCUUUGAGACGAACUCUGGGAAUCCCUUCCACUACUUCAGCUAUGGGGUGGCUUGCUCUGAAGUGGAAAUCGACUGCUUAACAGGGGAUCAUAAAAACCUCCGCACAGAUAUUGUCAUGGAUGUCGGCUCCAGUCUGAACCCUGCCAUUGAUAUUGGACAGGUAGAAGGGGCGUUUGUCCAGGGCCUUGGCCUGUUCACCCUGGAGGAGCUGCACUACUCCCCGGAGGGGAGCCUGCACACCCGUGGCCCCAGCACCUACAAGAUCCCUGCGUUUGGCAGUAUCCCCAGUGAGUUCAGGGUGUCGCUGCUUCGUGACUGUCCCAACAAGAAGGCCAUCUAUGCGUCCAAGGCUGUCGGAGAACCGCCCCUCUUCCUGGCAGCCUCCAUCUUCUUUGCCAUCAAGGAUGCCAUCCAUGCAGCUCGAGCUGGGAACCCGGAUUGUAAGACGAAGAAGCUUUUCCAGCUAAACAGCCCCGCCACCCCGGAGAAGAUCCGCAACGCCUGCGUGGACCAGUUCACCAGGCUGAUGAGGGUGAUGGGUAACCGUCCAGAAGAGCCUAGUCUUUAUCGUCCAUCACUAGCACCUUGGGGACCCUUCUUUGCGAAAGCCACCGUGUGAGUGCUGUGGAGACGGAGACGAAAAGCGGAGUUAAGGAAUUGAUUAGAUGCACCACGUUCGUUCUGCGAUGACUACAUGCCAUACCGAUGCUGGCACACACGGAUGCCCACAGAGACUUUGUGGUCUUUUAGGAAACCAGCUAAUUGUAUUUUGCGGUAGCUGGUUACAACCUUAGUGUACGUAGCAGCAUGUAGGAGGAAUUCUAUGGUCUUUGGACCAUGGGAAGCGCUUCCAUGAUACUUGUAGUGCACAAUGCCUGGCCACAGAGGACCAUGCAGGGACAGGUUCUUCCCCUGUUGCCUCUGAGUUGUGCUGAAGUGGGCUCUGCCCACACAGGACCCUCCAACUGCCUUUGCAACAGCAGCCUCUGUUGAGUUAGCAGAGCCAGAUUCUUCCUGAUAACCCAAGUUGGAUUUCCUCCUGGGUAUUUGUGGAAGAUUUGUUGGGCCUUUUUGGUUUAGAGGUGAAAUGGGUACUCGUGGACCAAAAGGGUUCCAGGCAUGGGAGGUUGCGGGAGAGUCUUGAAAGCAGGCCAAUCUGCCUUUUCAGGCUCAGCACCAAGGGUGAGGGAGACCGAGGGGUCCCCAGGUAGGCCACUGUCAUCUGCCAAUAGCUUUAGCUGUGGGGUAAGACCAGCAGACCAUGUGUCGAGUUUCCAGGCAGUGAGGAUGCCCACAACUCUGCAGCAACCUUCCCACAGCCCAGAACCUUCUCACCAUGGCCACAUGCUGACAGUUUCCCAAACCCCUUCCCCGGGAGAUGAGGUGCUGCCUGGCUCCCGAUAAGCUUACCCAGGUGGCCAAGUUAGCUCCUUGAAAAGAACUCAUUGAUUUAAUGAAGCCCUCCAGGUCCUCAGACCUAAAGCUCUGUUAUAACACACCAGUGAGUUAAAUCCCUGCAGCAGGUUUGCAUGAGCAACUGAUUCUAUGACCCAAUCAUGAUUUCAGGGACUGUGUGUAGCACAUGUGAAGGGACUACUUCCAUAUUUGGUCAUUCCUGUGGCUUCGGGGCCUACUAGAGUGCCUCCCACAUGGGAAGUGCUUGGCGCAACUAAAGGAAUGACUAGGCAGUUAGGGGGCCCUGCCCUGUGGGCACUCCCAACAGCUGAGACUGCAGAGGGAUGGCUGGCCUUGGAAUGGUGGCCGGCAGUGGUGGGAGGUGGCAUCGGCACCGGAG
This is a messenger RNA of Prionailurus viverrinus (fishing cat), 6636 nucleotides long. Its product is annotated as xanthine dehydrogenase/oxidase-like. Bases 2218 to 5460 code for a protein of 1080 amino acids. Lineage: Eukaryota; Metazoa; Chordata; Mammalia; Carnivora; Felidae. The transcript is spliced from 29 exons. Gene Ontology annotation, molecular function: 2 iron, 2 sulfur cluster binding; xanthine dehydrogenase activity; iron ion binding. The record is from RefSeq and is a predicted model, not a curated record.